Molecule: messenger RNA, 1290 nt
Organism: Dissoconium aciculare CBS 342.82
Lineage: Eukaryota; Fungi; Ascomycota; Dothideomycetes; Mycosphaerellales; Dissoconiaceae
Exons: 1
Coding region: 1-1290 (429 amino acids)
Source: RefSeq, a predicted model, not a curated record
AUGGCCAGCACUACCGAAAUCAAUUCUUCUUUUUCUUCCUCUUCUUCGCCACGCUCUUCUCUCGACCGACAACCUGCCGACCUUUCUCCGGUCUUGGCCGGUGAUUCUUCCACAUCAAAUCGCUUCCUCUCUCCACCCCUGCCGCCGCUGAAAAAGACCCGACCUCCCACCGUCCGGCGCUGUACGGACCCUUCCACCUCCGAAAUGGCUGCCACCAUGUCCGCGACCGUCCACCACUCCGUCCGACCUUCCAGCAGCCACCGCAGUCGAUCUCCCUUCUCCUCGGGACACUCUCGAUCGCGCUCGACCGGGACCGCUGCGUCAUACUCCGCUCCGUCGCAGACAUCCUCCUUCUCCUCCUCUUCCGGCCCUGCGUUCCGCAUGGCAUCACGAGUCCCGGACUUCUCCAACGUCUCUACCGCGCCCUCAUCGUCGCUAUCCGGUCCCUCACGAGCACCAGCGCGUCAGCGAUCACCCUUUCGCCCAGACGACAGCUUGUCUCCGCAACGGUGGUUUGAAGGGGGCAUGAGUGGCAGCUCGAGCGGGAUCCCCGCCAUACAAGAGGACAGUGAAUUACAAUUGACGCCCAAAGUCCCCCUCUCAUCAUCCAGCAGCCACGCCGCCGCCGCCGCCGGUUCGACGGCCAUGCCACCCCUCAACACCCUCGCCAUCCGCUCCUCCUCCUCGUCCGCCGCGCCUCCCCGACGACGUCCCCACUCCCCGCUCCACAGCGCCGGCCUGAUCGCCCACUCGCCGACCCUCGCGUCGACCAUCCCGGAAUCCCAACCCAUCACGACCCCGCCCAACGGCUUCUCCUCGUCGUUCUCCUCCUCGGCCUCGUCGGCGGCGGCGGCGACAUCCCCCUCCUGGCAGCGCUAUACCGAGACCUACCCCUCCGGCCUGGUCCUCCACCACAGCGCGAGCACCUCCUCCUUCGGCAGCAGCAUCCCGAGCUCGGCCACGCCGACCUCGCAACGCUCCCGCUCGCCCUCCAUCUCCUCCCUCGAGACGAUCGAGGACGCGCCGGACCUGGAAUGCGCAGCCGUCGAGGCCGAACUGCGGCUCGCGGCGGAGCGCGCGGAGGCCGCCGCCGGCGAGGACGGCGAAGAGGGUUCCGGGGCGCCGCCGCCGACGACGCGGCGGUCGUUGGACAGCGGCGGGCCCCGGGGGUUCGGGUUCGGCGGCGGGCGCGGCGCCGCCUCGGCGCUGAGCCGCGAGCGCAAGAGAUGGUCGGUGUGCGGAGGCGAGCGGAGGGCGGAUCUGGACCUCGAGACGAUCUACGAGGAUUGA